This is a messenger RNA of Saccharomycopsis crataegensis, 687 nucleotides long. RefSeq lists its product as uncharacterized. The transcript is spliced from 3 exons. The record is from RefSeq and is a predicted model, not a curated record. The coding region runs from base 1 to 687 and encodes 228 amino acids. Lineage: Eukaryota; Fungi; Ascomycota; Saccharomycetes; Ascoideales; Saccharomycopsidaceae.
AUGAUCCCCCAAUCAUUGAAACCCCGUACUGUUGAAACCUUUUUAACUGCUUCAGAAGAUCCUGAAGCGGACCAAAACAUGGAUUCCAACGCCAUUUCUACCCCAACUACCUCUCCAGCAAUUAAUGUUUCUUCAGUUGAUUGCGAUCGCAAUUCUCAUGCAGCAUGUGACACUGACAUUGACAUGCAUAAUCCUGUUGUUCCAACCCACGCCGUUAUUUCUACUGAUUUUAUUAAUGAAAACUCCGAAAACCAAAAAAAAAUCGAAAAUUCUCAAAACCCAAAAAAAAAUUCUGUUUCUGUUCCUUCUGUUUCUGUUCCUUCUGUUUCUGUUCCUUCUGUUUCUGUUCCUUCUGUUUCUGUUCCUUCUGUUUCUGUUCCUUCUGUUUCUGUUCCCUCUGUUUCAUCUUCUACUACGGCCUCCAAUCCGGUGGCUCCAGCUGUCAAUGUGACAAGACCAAUCCAAACCUAUGCUCAAGCCACCGCUGGAGACAAGCGCACACCUCGAGCCACUACAAACACCAAUGAUCCAUCCUUCCAAAACGUGUUGAUGAAAUUUGAAAGAACUUUCAAAUGGGCAAGUCACAUCAAAAUCCUUGACUUUAAGCACCGCGACAAAAACGCGAGGAACUCGUCAAGAUCAUGGAAAUUGAAGAUUUCUUCCAAAAUUACACCAGUUUUAAUAUGA